Messenger RNA from Pelobates fuscus (common spadefoot toad), 906 nucleotides. RefSeq names its product high affinity immunoglobulin gamma Fc receptor I-like. The record is from RefSeq and is a predicted model, not a curated record. Bases 1 to 906 code for a protein of 301 amino acids. The transcript is spliced from 6 exons. NCBI's taxonomy places the organism in Eukaryota, Metazoa, Chordata, Amphibia, Anura, Pelobatidae. Gene Ontology annotation, biological process: cell surface receptor signaling pathway. Gene Ontology annotation, molecular function: transmembrane signaling receptor activity. Gene Ontology annotation, cellular component: plasma membrane.
AUGGAUCCAGUAUGGUGCAGAGAAUUGCCAGCUGCGAUCAUAGGAAAUUCAGAAACUGCAGUCAGACCCGUGGUGUCCUUUACACCAAACUGGAGAAAAAUAUUUGUUUACGAGUCUGUGACUAUAACGUGUAGCGUUCAUCCUAGUGCUCAAUGGGUCCACCAGUUUUACUGGUACAAAGACAAUAAGAGGUUACAUAUGAAUAACCAGAGUGUUACCAUUGAUUUUGCUGAUGAGACGCACACUGGAAAUUACCAGUGCAAGACCAACACAACUCAACAAAGUGAUCCAGCUAAACUGAGUGUUCUGAAUGGCUGGGUGAUUCUGCAAGUCCCCCUCUUAAUUUACAAAGGGGAUAUCCUGUCCCUGAAAUGUCACAGUUUUCCUGGGCGCAAAGCCCAAAACGCAAUGUUUUUCCUACACGAUAAACUGCUGAAUUCUUCAGGAGAUAUUUUACAAGUUGGGAAGGUGAAUCUAUCAAAGAACGGUCCAUAUAAAUGCAAAAAGGAGGUAUAUUCUAGCAACACAUAUCGAAUUUACAUAGAUGAUGUAUCUGUAUCUGUCACAGAACUGUUUUCCAGUCCAGAACUUAAAGUGAUUCCAUAUCCACAGACAGUAGGCCAUACACUUACCUUGAUAUGUGACACAUCACUUCCUCCACUCAAAGAGGAUACAGAACUCCACUUUGCUUUUUACAGAAAUGGUCAGAAAGUGCAGGAAUUUGGGACAUCGAAUAAACACCAAAUUAACUCAGCCCAUUUCACAAAUUCUGGAUAUUAUACAUGUGAAGUGAAAACUGUAAAUGACGACAUUAAGAAAAUAAGCAAUGGGUUAUAUCUUAAAAUAGCCUCUCAGGUUGAGUUGGAUGGUCCUCAAAAUUCAUCCCAACUGCCAAGGAUGGCUUAA